UGUAGUUUAUGAUUUCACAGGAAAGGGAGGAAACAGCUAUUUGUAGCCCUGUGGCCUGUCAAUUGCCUAUAUGCUGCUAAUGAGGCUAUGUUCUUUGCAUAUCUAGGAGGAAUUGUUUUCCUAAUAAUUUCAUUCCUUUUUUGGUACAAGUUUAUCUAUAGUCCCUACCAAUUUUUUAAAAAGUUUGGCUUGCAUUCUCCCCCAACUGUACCCUUCUUUGGAAACAUUUUUGACAUAUUUAAAUUGGGGAGUAUUUACGCUUUAGAAAAAUGGUCAAUAAAAUAUGCAUCCAUAAAUUAUGCCUACAGAUACUAUAUUGGUGCACAGCCUUACCUUGCUGUGCUUGAUCCUGAUAUAUUGAAAGAGAUUAUGAUAAAAAAGUUUGAUAACUUUACUGAGAGAAAGAAGGAUUUUGGCUUUAUGACUGAAAUUCGAAAAAAAGCUAACAUUAACAGCAUGUUGUUGUUUAUGAAUAAGCAAGAUUGGAAGAGGACCAGAGCAAUCAUUACUCCUACUUUUUCAACCAAGAAAUUAAAAAUGAUAUCACCACAUAUUGAAAGAAGUUGUGAUACAUUAGUUGAGAUAUUUAGUGACAUAAGUAGAAAGAACAAUAGUGCUGAGUUGUGGAGAAUAUUUGGACAAUUUAGUAUGGAAGUCAUUUUAGCAACUGCAUUUGGUUGUCAAGUCAAUAUUCUUAAAGGAGAAGAGAACUCUCUGACAGAAGCUGCUAUAGGAAUAUUCACACCUAAUUUAUAUAAUCUACUAAGUGAAUUGUGCACUCAAAUUCCUUUCUCAGCAAAGUUUUUUGGAUUGUUUUUUGCUAAAAGAUUGAAACUAACUCAACACCAUAGUACUGCUAGAAACUUUAUUUUUCAAGUAAUCAAUCAGAGGCGCCUGCAAUCAUACAACAAUACAAAUGUUGACUUUCUACAGCUUUUGAUGGAAGCCAAAGCAGAAGAUGAUCAAAUUUGUCCUGGUUCUAAACAAUUAACUGAUGAGGAAAUAAUUUCUGUUUCCUUAUUUUUUCUAUUAGCUGGAUAUGAGACAACUAGUAACCUACUUGGAUUUACAGCUUACCUUCUCGCAAUGAACCCUGAUAAACAAGAUAAACUUACACAAGAAAUUAAUAACUAUUAUCAAUGCAAUAAAGAUUCUUCUCUUUAUGAUGCUGCACAUAGCAUAGAGUAUUUAGACAGAGUAAUAAAUGAGUCACAGAGGAUAUAUGCACCAGGAUCAAUGACCUUCAGGGAGUGUGAAAAUACAUGUACAAUUAAUGGAGUGACUAUACCAGCAGGUUGUACAGUCAUGAUACCUAUUCAAAUUCUACACCGAUUAGUUGAACAUUGGGAACAGCCUGAAAUUUUUAGGCCAGAAAGGUUCAGUCCUCAUGAGAAAGAGUCUCACCAUCCGAUGUGUUUUAUGCCAUUUGGUGCUGGUCCUCGUAAUUGUAUUGGUAUGAAACUUGCUUUAAUGGAAGCUAAAAUGUGUCUAACAAGUUUAAUGAGAAAGUACAAGUUUGAGAGAGCACCAGACACACAAGUUCCAUUGAAAACUCGUAUUGGCAUCACACAGUCACCAGUGAAUGGAAUAUUUCUUAGAGUCCUUUCAAAUGUUUUUUAACGUUUUGAUAGACCAUUAGUUUCAGAGUGUGAGGGGUCAGUGAUAAAUAAUUUCAUUAAUAAUUUAAAAUUUGUAAUGUGUAUAUUGAUGAUUAUGGAUCUUGUCAAGUUAAA
This is a messenger RNA of Amphimedon queenslandica, 1733 nucleotides long. Its product is annotated as cytochrome P450 3A24-like. The record is from RefSeq and is a predicted model, not a curated record. Gene Ontology annotation, molecular function: iron ion binding; steroid hydroxylase activity; oxidoreductase activity, acting on paired donors, with incorporation or reduction of molecular oxygen. Bases 88 to 1620 code for a protein of 510 amino acids. The transcript is spliced from 13 exons. NCBI's taxonomy places the organism in Eukaryota, Metazoa, Porifera, Demospongiae, Haplosclerida, Niphatidae.